AUGUGUGCCAGUGGUGACACAAUCAGGAACAUCAUGUUGGCUGCUCAUCGGCAAGGAAUGACCAAUGGGGACUACGCUUUCUUCAAUAUUGAACUCUUCAACAGCUCAUCAUAUGGAAAUGGCUCUUGGAGAAGAGGAGACAAACAUGACCUUGAAGCCAAGAAGGCAUACUCGUACCUCCAGACAGUCACUCUGCUGAGGACUGUGAAGCCUGAGUUUGAGAAGUUUUCCCUGGAGGUGAAAAGUUCCGUUCAGAAGCAAGGUCUGCAUGAGGAUGACUACGUGAACAUGUUUGUGGAAGGAUUCCAUGAUGCUAUUCUUCUUUAUGCUCUAGCUUUACAGGAAGUCCUGAAGUUUGGUUUCAGUAAGAAAGAUGGGGAAAAAAUUGUUCAGCAAACACGAAACAGAACAUAUGAAGGCAUUGCAGGGCAGGUGUCCAUCGAUGCCAAUGGAGACAGAUAUGGGGAUUUCUCUGUGAUUGGAAUGACAGACCCAGAGGCAGGCACACAGGAGGUGAUUGGGGACUACUACGGAAAGCAGGGGCGUUUUGAAAUUCGAUCAAAUGUGAAAUAUCCUUGGAAUCACGGCAGGCUGCGACUAGAUGAAAGCCGAGUUUCAGAGCACACAAACAAUACACCAUGUAAAUCAUGUGGUCUAGGAGAAUCAGCAGUUACAGGAAUAGUUGUGGGUGCCUUGUUCGGAGCAGGAUUGCUAAUGGCUUUUUACUUUUUCAGAAAGAAAUACAGAAUAACUAUUGAGAGACGAACUCGACAGGAGGACUGUAACAUGGGGAAACAUCGGCAGUUACGUGAAGACUCCAUUAGAUCUCAUUUUUCUGCUGCAUAA
Pelecanus crispus (Dalmatian pelican) is the source of this 846-nucleotide messenger RNA. Lineage: Eukaryota; Metazoa; Chordata; Aves; Pelecaniformes; Pelecanidae. The record is from RefSeq and is a predicted model, not a curated record.